Messenger RNA from Chiloscyllium plagiosum (whitespotted bambooshark), 3605 nucleotides. NCBI's taxonomy places the organism in Eukaryota, Metazoa, Chordata, Chondrichthyes, Orectolobiformes, Hemiscylliidae. The record is from RefSeq and is a predicted model, not a curated record.
CGCUUUGCUAAUCAAAGUUGAAUGGUAAAACAUUGAGCAACGGUGGAGCGUGUUCUUUGGAAUUUCAAAGCGGACUCUGAGUUCGACUGACUGAUCCAUUACUUGGAAACCCAAUUAACAGCCGCUUCUGUAAUACUUCAUUUUCCCUAAUUGUGACAUUUCACGACUUACAAUACCCCGAUUCCCAGCCACUUUCACGACCCCUGGAGACAUUUAACCUUCGAUUGCACUGGCCACGCCAGGACCUGCAAACAUGUACUGGAUGUUCCACCUGACCGGUGCUUUUAUUGUAUGGUUUUUAAUGAAAGAUGGUGAUUCUCUGUUGCUGAGAAGUCACCUCGCAGAUUAAAGUUCAGCCUCUUGGCAGCUUUCCAACAUCAAAUGGCAGAUAUUCUUUCAGCUUCGAUGUGUUUUUCUUUCAAAGUUGAAAACAAACGUGGGGUACUUUCUAAUUAGCUGAUCUGAAGCAAAGCCGCCAGCUCUCGGUUUAAGAUUUGAAAUCGUUCCUUCAAACUGCCGAGUUUUAAGUUUUCUAUAACUAUUUAAGCUGGUGCAUAUUUCCAUAGUCCCUCCCCCUUUUGGGGCUACUCGUUUCUUCGAACAGUCUAUACUAUAAGUACUGUCUUUGAAGCAGUCAAGACUUGGACCAGCUGCAAAGUGUGCGUCUGCCAGAAUCAAUGGAGGACUAUUCCAGCUCCUUUCUAGUUUAUACGUGUGUUAUCACCGUGCUAGGCAUUGUCGCUUUCCUGAGGCUGUUCAUGUCUGAACUGCAACUGACUCAUCGCCUGAUCAUUUAUGCGAUUCUCCUUCUGUUCCUGGAGAGGAUCUGUUGCAUGUAUCUGGCCGGCUUGUCAGGGGUUCUGGUUUUCACUGCUGUAUGCUUGCUCGCCUUUCAGUCACUUUCCUCUCCUAAGUUAUCUGUGCAGGGAAAGGCUGUGCUCAUUACAGGUUUGUGGGGUUUGGUGAACAAUGCUGGAAUGUGCUUCAACAUUAGCGAUGCUGAACUCUCUGCCAUGUCCAACUACAGAGGCUGCAUGGAGGUCAACUUCUUUGGUGCAAUAGCAAUUACCAAAGGCUUCCUUCCUCUGAUACGUAGAGCAAAAGGCAGAAUUGUCAAUGUUUCCAGUCCAGUGGGAGAGAUUCCAUUACCCUUUUUAGCGGCUUAUGGAGCUUCGAAAGCUGCACUCACCCUAUUCACAAACAUUUUACGCCUGGAAUUGAGACACUGGGGAGUGAAAGUUUGCACCAUACUUCCUGCAUUUUACAAAACAGCUCCAUCACGUAAUUUUGAGUACUGGGAACAACAAGUCCACCAUCUCAUAAAGAAUAUUUCUUCAGAACUGCUUCAGGACUAUGGGGAAGAGUAUAUGCUAGAGACAAAAGACCUAUUCCUGAAAUACAUUACAACCGCCAAGGAGGACUUUAGCCCUGUCAUUGAAAGCAUCACUGAUGCUAUACUCUCAAGAAAUCCAAAACCAAGAUAUUAUGCAGGAAAAGCAGUUAUUGUUUUGUAUAUCUUUCUAUGUAUUUUACCAACAUCACUGAGUGAUUUAAUUUUCAACAGGUUUUUCUUAAUUAAAAAAGUCUUACCAAAGGGUUUGCAAAAAUAGUGCAGUGGUGGUAGGAUAGGGUGGGGUUGGGGGCUGGUGGUGAGGAGAAUACAUAUUGUAAAAAAUGAUACAUUUUUCUGAUAAUCCUCAAUGUAUUAGUUGUUCACUUAGUAACACCGUGAAUAUAAUUCACUCUACUGGGAAAACUGAGAUAAGAAGGAAGGAAAGAUGGGAGAUAAAUUUCACUGCACUGUCAGCAUGCUAAAUUCACGAAAGUGCAUUGACCAUCUAUAAUAGAACACCCAUGUUGUUAAUUUUCACCCCCUUGAUUCCAAUCAUUGAAGGUAUAUAGUACUCCCAAGUUUUUAACACUCGGGCAUUUUGUAUAUAAAAUAACAAUUGUACAAACUAUAGCUUUUUUUAAAAAUCAUUUGUAAAUGAUUAUUGGAAAAUGUUCAACAGCAUCCCAAGUUUCAAAUAUUACUUAUCUGUUUUUGAAUAUGAUUGUCUGUUUUAAUGUAACUUAUAAUUAUGGGUUAAAUGUUCUGAAAUCCCAGAAGUUGUGGUUUUAUAAAAUGUUAGAUUCUGGCACAUAAAGGGAGCAUUUUUGCAGGACAAAGAUUGUAAAAUUAUACUCCUAACAAUGGAAUCCAGUGUAAGUUUUAUAAAUAAUUGUUCUUUGAACAAUUUUGAAGAUGCAAUCUAACUUGUUGGGGAAAUCUGGACUGUUUCAAUCUUCAUCAACCUUUUGAAGAAAUUGUGCUUAUAGAUGCAACAAACCUAUGAUUUUAAAAAAAGGACUUUUGAACCUAUCAAUCCACAUGCCUAUUUUUACCAAAUAGUGUGCUUAAUUCAUUUUAUAAAUGCUAUAUUCACUCCAAAAUAAUAUCCAAAGAUAGAGAUUGAUAAUAUAGUUCAGGACUGGAAAUUUCUUCCAAAUAGAAGGAAUCCUCUAUAUCUUUUGUAGAAGAUUUUGGUAAGAGAAUAUUCCUUUCAAAGUGAUCCUUGUUCUAUAUGUUAUCCAUUUUCUUCAAAAAAGGAACUAUUUGCAUCCUUCAUUUGUUUAAGCAUUUUAGAAAAAAAAAUUUUGUUUAAUGCAUAUUAAAAUUCAACAUAUAUUGUUCAAACAAAGCCUUGAUCUAUGUUAUACUGCUGCUUGAUAUCACUUGUCAAUAAACCUCUUUCAGUUGAAGCUAGUGAAAGUCAAAACUUUCUGCUAGCUUUCAGGAACUACUGGUAUAAUAUUCAAUCAUGGAAUGUCCAAAACAAAACAAUGGCAUUAAGAAGCUAUGAAUGGGGUCUUUAUGUAUACUGCAUAUACAUUUGAUUCUGUGUGUGUGCUUGUGUAUAUUAUUAAUCUGUUGUUUAUGCUUUGAACAUCAAUGUUAAUGUAUUCAUCUUUGAAGUAUGAUUUAAGUCCAUGUGUCACUGUAGCCAUCAACACUGCAAGUAUUUAUACAAGUCAAAUAAUUUGUGAUGCAGAGCCUACAUUCUUAUGAUAUCCUUUAAGUUAAUAUUUCCUUACAUCUGUUGUAACUACUGGAGCAAAACCUGCAGAAUAAUGGAAAGCUUUGAUUUUUAUUCUUUUAAAGAUGUAAUUUGUGCAAAGCGUGUGCUGUGAUAAAUUCAGGGAAAAAGCAGACUGACCUAACUCUCAUCAUUAAUCAUGAAUAUUACUUUCAUGCCUGUAAGUUUUAAUUUAGGAAUAGAAAUGUAGCCCAAGUUAAAAAUUAGCUUUUAUAUUUGGAAAUGUUAUGUUUGAUGAUUAAUAGAUUUAAUUUAGAAUCCGAAAUGCCAAAGGGUCUUUGAAAGAUAUGAAAAUACAGAAUGUAAGGAUGUGAUAUAACUUGAACCAUGUUGAGAAUGGUUUUUAUUGUAAUAGACAGACGACUUGUAUUUAUUCAAGGACCGUGCAGCUUGUUUUACAUCACAAGAUGAAACAAGUUAUCCCAUUUUCAUUUUUGCAAAAGAAUAGCUUGUGGUCAAAUGUAGGUCUAUGUAGUAUUUUCUUUCCAGUUUUUUUUCCUGUAUUACUUAAAUAAAUAUCAGAUCACA